GGGGGGUGUCCGAUGUUAAAUUGGGAAUUGAGUUCAAGGGGGUUGAAGGUGAGUACUGUGUCUGUGACAUCAACAUCAUCAAUAUUUAUCCAUGGGUGCAGCAAUUCAUUAAGAUAAUUUGUUUGCUUAUGUAAUUUUUGUGACUAGUAAACAUCCCAUUUAAUGCACACAACCAAUUGCCCCGGAAAUGAGCAAUAUAUCCAUAUGUAGGAAAGUUGAUCUUUCAUGUCCCCCAUCGUCAAAAUAGAGUAUAUGCCUGCAGUGUUCUCAAGGAACCCAGAGAGAGAGAGAGAGAGAGAGAGAGAGAGGUUCAAUGGAUGAGUACAGUGAAAAUGAAGAAGCAAGAAGGAAUGGUGUCCAAAGCAAGGAGAUGGAGGAGAGGACUAAGGUUGGUCUCAUGAGAGCUUUGGUUGAAGCAAAGGAGCCCUCUUCCCAGAAGGUGGAUGAUGAGAUGUUGAGGAGGUUUCUUAGGGCUCGGGAAAUGGACAUAGAGAAGGCAUCAGCACUUUUCCUCAAGUACAUCAAGUGGAGAAGGAGCUUCGUCCCAAAUGGAUCCAUUUCAGAAUCCCAAAUCCCAAACCAACUGUCUCAAAACAAGAUGUUCCUCCAAGGAUCUGACAAGAAAGGCAGACCCAUCACUGUUAUCUUUGGCGCCAGGCAUUUCCCCUCUGCUCUUGAUGAGUUCAAGCGCUUUGUAGUGUAUGCUCUGGACAUAAUAUGUAUGAGGAUGCCAGAGGGACAGGAGAAAUUUGUGGGCAUAGGAGAUCUUGAGGGAUGGGGGUAUGCAAACAGCGACAUCCGGGGCUACAUUGGAUCUCUCAGCAUACUGCAGGACUACUACCCUGAAAGACUUGGGAAAUUAUUCAUUGUGCACGCACCUUUCUUAUUCAUGACAGCCUGGAAAGUUGUAUACCCAUUUAUUGACAUCAAAACCAGGUCCAAAGUAAGAUUCUGGGUCUUAAUUACGUUUUUAUUUUCUUUUCUUUCUCUAGUAGUCACCAGUGUACUUUUUCAUUGUGACUUCCAUUUCAUGUACACCUCUGUUACAUACAUGGGCGCACAAUGUAUGCACCACAAUGUGCAUAUGCUAUCCAAGGAUAUAUAUAAACAGGCUGUGAUUGCAUUGAUAAGGAUGGCAUAAUGACUAAAUAUUAUUUUCACAUGUAUGUCUGCUGCAUACGUGUACUCACAGAUAGUAUUUGUGGACAACGAAAGGCUGAAAUCAACUCUGCUCCAAGAAAUUGAUGAGAGCCAGCUACCAGAAGUGUAUGGAGGCAAACUCCCAUUGGUUCCAAUCCAAGACAGCAAACCUACUAGCAUCUAGAGAGAGAGAGGGAGCACCCUCUCUUAUCACAAGCACCUGAUGGAGCAAUGCUACGAGUUCUUUGUUUUUGUUUUAUGGUGUUGUUUGGCAGUGUAUGAUGUUUUGGAUUUUCUAAUAGCUAUUUUUCUUUUUCGUUGUUGAAUGUGUAUUCGAUACUAGCCAACCACAUGCUCUAGCAAUUAAAAUGCCCCUAUGGUGUUUGACUCA
Messenger RNA from Malania oleifera, 1531 nucleotides. RefSeq names its product CRAL-TRIO domain-containing protein YKL091C-like. The transcript has 5 exons. Lineage: Eukaryota; Viridiplantae; Streptophyta; Magnoliopsida; Santalales; Ximeniaceae. The record is from RefSeq and is a predicted model, not a curated record. Bases 314 to 1141 code for a protein of 275 amino acids.